Colossoma macropomum (tambaqui) is the source of this 4297-nucleotide messenger RNA. RefSeq names its product family with sequence similarity 78 member Ab (gene fam78ab). The transcript is spliced from 2 exons. Bases 307 to 1098 code for a protein of 263 amino acids. Lineage: Eukaryota; Metazoa; Chordata; Actinopteri; Characiformes; Serrasalmidae. The record is from RefSeq and is a predicted model, not a curated record.
GAGAUAGUGAGAGAGGGAGAGUAAAACAGAGAGAGAGAGAAAGUAAAGAGUGGAAGAGAGACAGUGAGAGGAAAGAGGAAGAGAGAGAGAGAAAGAGCGAUGGAGCCCGCAACCGGACGCACGUGCGCGGAGAAGCUACGCUACUGAAACUCAAUCCCAGUCAGAAGAAAAGAAAGAAGGAAAGAAAGAGAGAAGGACGGAGUGCGGGAUGGAGUCUCUCUCUUUCCCUCUGUGUAGCCGCGCGCUCUGAGAGGAGCCCUGGUGCUCGUGCUGCUGCUGCUGCUGCAGGUGUUGCUGCUGCGCGCGAUGGGUUGCGUGCAGAGCCUGGGCCGCUGUAAGCCCAAAGGGUUCCGUGAGGGCGUGUGCGUGCUGGAUCUGAGCGCGUGCAUCGACCCGGACCCCACGAGCGUGGACGAGUCCUCCUCCGUGGUGCUGCGCUACCGGACCCCGCACUUCCGUGCCAGCGCGCGCGUCUGCGUGCCGCCCGUGGCCGCCAAAGAGACGUGGACGGUGGGCUGGAUCCAAGCGUGCAACCACAUGGAGUUCUACAACAAAUACGGAGCCAAAGGGAUGUCCAGCUGGGAGCUCCCUGACCUGCGAGACGGGAAGAUUCAGGCCAUCAGUGACUCAGAUGGCGUUAACUACCCCUGGUAUGGCAACACCACAGAAACGUGCACCAUUGUGGGCCCGACCAAGAAGGACACCAAAUUCACCGUCAGCAUGAACGACAACUUCUACCCGAGCGUGACGUGGGGCGUCCCGGUCAGCGACAGCAACGCUCCGAUGCUCAGCAGCAUCUGGAGGGACCAGAGCUUCACCACGUGGCUGGUGGCCAUCAACCAGGCGUCCGGAGAGACGCUGGUGCUGCAGACGGUGCGCUGGAGGAUGCGGCUGCACAUCGACGUGGACCCGGAGAAGCCGCUGGGGAAAAGAGCCAGGCUGUGUGAGCCAAUCGCUCAGGAACAGCCUCAGGUGCUGGUCAAAAAUGAGCCCAUCCCACCAAACGCCAUGGUCAAGCCCAAUGCCAACGACGCUCAAGUCCUAAUGUGGAGGCCCAGGACUGGGGAGCCAGUGGUGGUCAUCCCACCCAAAUACUGAGAGAGAUUUUGAAAAUUUUUUGUUGUGUUUUUUUGUGUCUUUUUUUAAGAAAUUAAAACCACAAGGAAUAGUCUGGAUUGUCUUGCUCCCCUAGAAAUGUGAAAAAGGAGCUUGAGAAAAAAAGUGCAACCUUUCUACCUUCAACAAUGACUCGGGAAUCACUGUGCUAAAUCAUUGCAAAAAGAAAAAAAUAUAAACUUGCUAUUUUUUUUUUUUUUCGAUUUUUAAUGAUGACCGGGACUCGGUGUGCAAGUGUUUUUGAUAGUAUUGCAGCCAUAUAUGAGAAUGUGGCAUAAUUAGUGUGUGUGCAUUGGAAACAGCAGUCGUAUUUAUUUAUUUGGGUGGGUUAUGUAUCGCUAAAGGCACCUUUUUGUGCUUAUGAGUGAGGAAACAAAAAAAAAUAUGAAUGCGGAGUGACACUUGUUUUUGUUUGUGGAAUUUUUUAAAACAUCCAAGACAUUUGAUCCAUGCUGCCUUAAGUUUACAUUGCUUUUCACAAACUUUGCAAACUUUUUAGCCUUAAAAUGAUGUGCAAUGCAGUAAACUAUGGAAGCCUGUUCCAGCCAGAUACAGGAGAAAAAAAUCCUUUUCUGUUUCUGGCAGCAGUGUGUCAAAAUUCUGAAUCACUUACAUUCUCAGAGUAUUCCUGUAGUAUCUCCAAACAAUUUAACUUAUUAACUUAAUUAACUUAUUCUUUCAAAAUUUUGACUUUUCAUCUCAAAUACUGACUUGAAAUACUGACAUAUUAUCUUUAAAUAUGGAAUGAAUAUGUUGAAACAAUGAGUUAUUACAUUUUAAUAAAGUAAAUAAUUAUUUUGAGAUAAUGUCAAUAUUUCAAAAUAAAAGUCAUAGUUUUGAGAUAUAAAGUCAAUAUUUAAAGACACAAAGUCAAUAUUUCAAGAUGUCACUCAUUUGAAAUAUUAAGUCAAAAUUUUGACAUACCGUCAUUAUUUUAAGAAAAUAAGUCAUUAUUCUGAAACAUAAUUCAGUAUUUUGAGAUAUUAAGUCCUUUCAAGAGGAGUCAAUAUUAUGAGAUAAUAAGUCCAUAUUUUGAGACAGUAACAUAGUGUUUGAAGAAAAUAGUCACUAUUUUGAGAUCCUAAGUCAGAAUUUUCAGAUACUGUUAUUAUUUUAAGAAAAUAAGUAAUUAUUCUGAAACACAAUUCAGUAUUUUGAGAUAUUAAGUAGUUAUUUCAAGAGAAGUCAAUAUUAUGAGAUAGUAAGUCCAUAUUUUGAGAAAGUAACAUUAUUUUGAGAUCCUAAGUCAUUAUUUUACAUAGUAAGUCAAAAAUAUUUGAAAUUAAGUGAUUACUUUGAGAUAAUAUGUCAGUUUUUUAAAUUAAAUCAUUAUUUCGAGACUAGAUUUUGACAAACUGCUACCAACAAACAGAAAUGGAGAAAAAAAACAGGUGUUUUCUUUCUCUUCUACCUGGUGGGAAUGGACUUCCAUAAAAACCCUCAUCUACCCACUCAUGAUGUGUGGUAGUCUACUCAUGUGAUGGGGCGAGUGUUCCUUUCUAAUAGCUCCUUCCCCCGUUCCCCUCUUCUUAACGCAGAGGUCAUGAUCUGUGGUUUUAUAACUAGAUAAAUGAGUAAAAACAGAUGUUGAUGAGGGCUUUGUUGGGGAUAGGAUUGGGGUCCCAUUUGGUACAAAUGCCAAAUUGUAGGCUCCAAAGAUGAGGCAGAGUGAAGGAAACUUCAUCAGCUUCAUUAGUGCUUUCAUAAUAAAAACAAUGUUCUCUUGAAAUUGAGCGUUCCAUCAACAGAACACUGCACAUCGUCAGAGAUUAACUAUCAACUAGGAGGAUAAAGAGAGAUUUCGGCUGCUCUCUCGUUCGGCUCAAACCCGUUUAGACUACUGCUGUCAGCCAGACGUCACGCACUUCAGGAGGGACCCACACAAAUCACUCUGAGGACAUGGAAGAGAGUCUUCUGAAUCCACUCGUCCAGAAACCUCAACCGUCUUCCUCUUUCUCAACCUUCAGACGCAGCUGAUCUGGUUGCACCUCACCACUAUGGAGUAGAGCUUAUAUUUGACAUAAUGUGAAGACAUUCAAGGUAUAAAAGCAGUAUUUAAAAAGACAUUAACAACAACAACAGCACAGCAACGGAACGCAGGCCACAAGCACAUUUCUUUCAACCCAUUAGCAAUGCAACGUCUGAACUGAUGUAUUUUUCAAAACUGGAAAUGUGCAAAAAUGUUGAAAAAUGUUGGAAAAAAAAAGAGUCUAUUUUCAAAUACACCCAGUCUGUCUUCCGUCUCCUUUUCCUUCUCCUCCGCCACGCACUCGCUCCCCUCUGACACAAGUGUCCCACACUGAAUCCUGAAGAGAUAGUCAAUCAAUACGUUCAUUAAAAAUUGAGGCACAGUGGCAGACUAGGAGAGUCGAGAUGUAUUUAACAGCUGAGCGCUAAAACAGCACUCCCUUUAGAGGCUAGCUGUCGUUAGUCAUUUUAGCCUGUGUGCUAAGAGAGGUUUCUGCUGAGAGACUUGUGAUCUUGAGAAAUAUUUCACCCAAAAAAUGUUAAAGGAAUGCUUUUUGGCUUAAAACUUACACAAUUCUCCCCUUUUCUUCUAAAUGUAGUCAAGAUUGUUUGGUUUGCUUUAGUUUUGCCCUGGAGCUGCAGGGCUAAUGCAGCUAACACCUAGUGCAGUUAGCAAUUAGCAUGCUGCAAAAUGCAGGCCUGAGUGACCGCACACUUCCCUCAAACCACACUAAAUUGUUAAGUAAUCUCUAAAAGACUUGUUUAUGUGGUUUCUAAAACAGAAUGACAUACUGUUAUCCUUAAAAAGGGCAAAAGUGCAUUAGCAUAGCUAUAGACAGGAAUAGCAGCCAUUGCCUGAACUAUUCAUUGCUCAUGGGGAAACAAAGCUGCACUUUUACACAAACCAAAUAUGUGCUACUGGGUGCUAUUAACUUCAGCACGUUAGCAUUUUUAAGUUCUCUUGAGUGGACUCCCUGGGCCUUUCAUUUUCUCAAUGAAAUUUUUGGGAUUUUAAGGAAAUCGAUUUUCGCAGGGCACUUUGUCCCCCAGGCCCUGUGCUUCCCUGUAAUUUUGGAAACAGCCAUAUGUUCAAAGGGUCCUAUAUUUCCAGGGUCCUAUAUUCCCAUAGGCAUACAUUCCCCAAGACCUAUAUUCCCAGAGGUGUAUAUUUCUAGGGUCCUAUAUUCCAAAAGGCCUAUAUUCCCAGGGUUGU